GUAAAAGUGAGGUUACGAAUAAAGUGACAACACAAGUUUGCAUCUCUAGUCCGGGAAAUCCUCUUUGUCACCUUCUAUCAAUCCCUGUUGCUAUUCGAAAGAUGUUCUCAUCAAUCCGGAGUGUGUCGAGAAUCUAUCCUGCCCUGAGACAAGCAGUUUUUCUGCAUAAAAGCACAGAAAUCCCCAAUGUUUACAUUCAAUCUCGGAGCAUUUUUCUCACCCAGAAAUGUGCCAAGAGCAAGGACAGAAAGAAGGAACAGAAGAAGCCGGGAAAAGUGGAAAUAAAUGAGGAUGUCCUUCGGGAACACGUCAAAUAUGACGCUUUGUUGGGUCAAAUGCAGAAAGCCAUUGAAAAUCUCAAGGAAGAAUACAUCAAAAAUAUCUCACUGCGCUCCUCAACCGGUGCCCUGGAAGAGCUCAAAGUUCGCGUGGAUGGGAAGGACCACAAGCUACAGGAACUUGGGCAGAUCAUAAGGAAGAAUCCCCAAGUGAUUGUGAUAAAUUUGAGUGGAUUUCCACAGACAAUCCCAGCAGUUCUGGCCACCCUGCAGAAGAGUGGCAUGAACCUCAAUCCUCAGCAGGAUGGCACAACGCUCUUUGUCUCAGUGCCUCCAGUCACGAAGGAGCACAGAGAGAAUCUGGCCAAAGGUGCCAAAGCACUCUUCAUCAAGUGCAGAGACACAAUCCGAACUGCCCAGAAUGACACAGUGAAAAAGAUUAAGAAAUCAGGGAGUGUUAGUGAGGAUGUCAGCUUUAGCAUCCAACAUCAGGUUGUGGCCAUUGGGGACAAAUUUGUUGCAGAAGCAGAAAAAAUUCACGAAAUUAAGCACAAAGAAUUGUUGGGUGAGAAAAAAUAGCCCUAAGAUGACUGAAAAAUUGUUCAAAUUAGACAGACUUCCAAUAAAAUUAUUUUUAUGCAAAGUUCAAAUGCUCUUCAAGUGAUAAGCUUGAAA
Phlebotomus papatasi is the source of this 953-nucleotide messenger RNA. RefSeq names its product ribosome-recycling factor, mitochondrial (gene mRRF1). Gene Ontology annotation, biological process: translation. Bases 102 to 857 code for a protein of 251 amino acids. The record is from RefSeq and is a predicted model, not a curated record. Gene Ontology annotation, cellular component: mitochondrion. Gene Ontology annotation, molecular function: ribosomal large subunit binding. The transcript has a single exon. Lineage: Eukaryota; Metazoa; Arthropoda; Insecta; Diptera; Psychodidae.